Molecule: messenger RNA, 805 nt
Organism: Fomitiporia mediterranea MF3/22
Lineage: Eukaryota; Fungi; Basidiomycota; Agaricomycetes; Hymenochaetales; Hymenochaetaceae
Product: short-chain dehydrogenase
Exons: 5
Coding region: 1-786 (261 amino acids)
Cellular component (GO): intracellular anatomical structure
Molecular function (GO): oxidoreductase activity, acting on NAD(P)H, oxygen as acceptor
Source: RefSeq, a predicted model, not a curated record
AUGGCGGAACAGCGGAAACAUGUUGUCCUCGUCACUGGUGCUUCAAAAGGAAUUGGGUUAGCCGCUACUAGACAUUUAUUAGAAACCUUCAAUGCAAUAGUCGUUGCUGUAUCUCGGAGCCGCUCUCCAGAACUACUCGAAUUGCUCAAGAAAUACCCAUCUGCUCUCCUUUCUAUCGAAGCAGACAUAACAAACGAAGCAGCAACGCGCGAUGCCAUAGCACUUGCCAUAAAGACAUACCGAAACCUCGAUGGUCUAAUUCUCAACGCAGGAGUAGUCGAACCUAUGGGAUUGAUACGCGAUCCUGAGAUUACGACGGAAUCUUGGAGGAGGCACUUUGAUGUUAACUUCUUCUCGUUACUUUACACCGUCCAAGCCGCGCUACCAGCCUUGCGCUCAAGUGACCUCAGAGGUCGAAUUAUUUUUAUUUCAUCGGGCGCCGCAACGGGUGGUACACCCGCCUGGGGAGUAUAUAAUGCAAGCAAGGCUGCGAUGAACAGCUUCUGUCGUACACUUGCAAACGAGGAACCAGACAUCGUCAGUAUCGCUCUUCGUCCAGGAAUGGUAGAUACUGCAAUGCAGGCCCAACUCCGUAACAUCGGAGCGUCGAAACUGAGAGAUGAAGAUGCACAGAAAUUCAUCCGAGCGCAUGCAGAGGGACAGCUAGUGAAGCCCGAGGAUGUAGGUCAUGUAAUAGCGGCUUUAUCGCUCAGAGCACCGAAGUCUCUGAGCGGGCAAUUCGUUAACUGGAACAGCGAUGAAUGUAAAGAGUUUAGAAGGUCGUAGAGAGAAUACUACAUAACCC